This is a messenger RNA of Asparagus officinalis (garden asparagus), 879 nucleotides long. RefSeq lists its product as uncharacterized. The record is from RefSeq and is a predicted model, not a curated record. Lineage: Eukaryota; Viridiplantae; Streptophyta; Magnoliopsida; Asparagales; Asparagaceae. The coding region runs from base 1 to 879 and encodes 292 amino acids. The transcript is spliced from 3 exons.
AUGUCAAGAAGUUUGUUCCUUCGUAUUGUUGAUGCAGUGAAAGAUUAUGACUAUUACUUCCAACAACAAAGUGAUGGACUUGGUAGAAUGAGAUUAUCACCGUUACAGAAAGUAACAGUUGUUUUUCGCAUGUUGGCAUACGGCCUACCAGUUAAUACUACGGACGAAUACGUUAAAAUAGAGCGGUAUCUACGAACACCUAACGCUAACGAUAUUGCUAGGCUACUCUAUAUUGGACGUAGUGGGUCACCAACUAUUAUCCUUGAAAUUGUGGCAGAUUAUGAUCUUUGGAUAUGGUACGCAUAUUUUGGUAUGUCAGACACCAAUAAUGACAUCAAUGUACUGGAGUCAUCUAAUCUUUUCUUUAAUCUAGCUCAAUGUAUUGCUCCUCCCGCUCACUAUGUUAUUCAAGGAAAAGAGUAUAAUAUGGGUUAUUAUUUAGCUGAUGGUAUAUAUCCAAAAUGGGCUACUAUUGUACAAACAAUCCAACAGCCACAAAGUAAGAAGAAAAAUUAUUUUGCCAUGAAACAUGAAGCAUGUAGAAAAGAUGUAGAACGUGCGUUCGGAGUUCUCCAAUCACGAUUUGCAAUUGUGGCAGGAUCAGCACGUUUUUGGAAAAAACAUGUAUUACAUGACAUAAUGACUGCAUGCAUUAUUAUGCACAAUAUGAUAAUCGAGGAUGAACGUGAUGUUUAUGCACCAAUUCAAGAAGUGAGGGAAGCACCAAUACCAGAAGUUGAUAUUGUAGCAGAUGAAACUACAAGAUUUACUCAAUUUAUUACACGUUACAGACAAAUCAAUGAUAAAGAUGCCCAUAUCGCGCUUCGUAAUGCAUUGAUAGAUCAUUUAUGGGAGGAAUACACUAAUUCAGAUAGUUAA